Aspergillus saccharolyticus JOP 1030-1 is the source of this 1278-nucleotide messenger RNA. RefSeq lists its product as uncharacterized. Lineage: Eukaryota; Fungi; Ascomycota; Eurotiomycetes; Eurotiales; Aspergillaceae. The transcript is spliced from 4 exons. Bases 1 to 1278 code for a protein of 425 amino acids. The record is from RefSeq and is a predicted model, not a curated record.
AUGCGCAUUCCACCUGCCAGUGUCCUGGCGACAUGGCCUACUCCUAACUAUGUCGACCCUGUGACUCGUGGCAACUACGUGCUUAUCGUCAGUGUUGUCCUCCUCAGCGUGGCAUUUGUCGUGACCUGCCUUCGCCUUUAUACACGUUUGAGAAUAACGUGCACUUUCGGUAUGGAUGAUGUCCUCAUCAUCUGGGCCCUUGCUUUCGCAAUCGGCAUGUGUGCUGUCACAUCCAUUGCCACUGAAAAUUACGGUUGGACUCGACACCUUUGGGACAUUCCCCCUUCCUUGUUGCCAGCUGUCAGCAAGCUCAACCUCGCAUUCCAAAUUCUCUUCUCCCUGUCGUCCAGCAUCACCAAACUUUCUCUACUGUGGUUCUGCAAGCGUCUUCUUGGGGCUGGGAGUAAAGGUUUAUAUUCCUCCUACAACAUCGUGCUGAUCAUCGGCAUGGUCAUUGUGGCUAUUUGCUGCCUUCUUUUUCUCUUUAUCUCUAUCUUCCAGUGCUCACCUAUUCACGCAUAUUGGGAUGUGGAACCUAGCUACCCUUACCAUUGCAUCAACGACGGUGCCGCUGUCUUCUCGGCCAGUGUUGUCAAUAUUUUCACUGAUUUUCUCACGACUGUGCUGCCCAUGCCUUUAAUUUGGAACCUGAAGCUGCCUGCGCGACAACGGGUUGCCGUGAUUUCGAUCUUCGGACUGGGUAUUGUGGUCAAUGUUGCCGGCUCGAUUCGGACAGUUUACGUCUGGAAGAGCAUGGUGGCCUCAUAUGAUACCACCUGGGUGGGCUGGCCAGUUCUUCUCGCUGCUUCGAUAGAGAUCAGUAUGGGCUUGAUUUGCGCUUCUGCGCCUGCACUCAGGCCCCUUAUCACCUUUUUCUUGCCUCGCCUCCUACAAUCCAGUCGUCGCUAUGCCUCUUCCUAUGGUCCCAAGAGCUUUCCACGGAAGGGAUGGUCAUCAAGCGGGCCGACCAAAAAUUCUAGAAUUGAAGAUCGGCAAUAUGGCUACCAGGGGGACACUAACGUUGAUCGUUUGGAGGUUCUCCGGACAGUGGAGAUGGAGACCUGGUCUGAGAUAAAGAAGCCUGGAGCUGCCCACAUGAAUCAUCCUCCAGCAUUCUCGAACCAUAUGCGGGUUGCAACACCUACGCAUCAUGUUGAAUUGAAGAACCACGGUGUGGUUUACACGUCGCCUGGUAGCGACCAAUCUACAGUUUCCCUCACGCGGGACUCACAUUCACACAGCGACCGGUCGAUGACCGAUGAUAAGAACUUUUUCUAG